CUCUAAAUUACCGAUUUAUAAGAAAACAAUAUCAAAACAGAUUCAUUUUUUUUUUCCAGAAUGUCAAGAAGGUCUGACAAAAUAGUGAAGUUAGCCUUGGCUAAAACCAAUUCAUCUGUGACUUUUUCUGUUAACACUGAUGGUUUUUUAUCUGAAGUAGUGUCUGAAAUCUUUAAUGAUACAAAUUUCCCUGCAGAUAACCCUUACCUGGACUUACCUAAAGUUCACAUCGAAACAGUAGGCAAUUCUCAGAUUGUUAAUAUUGAGAGAGAACAAUUAUUUGAGAACGAUUUAACCCUAGUUAAAAACCUUGACAAUACUUUUCCUGAGCAAAAAGAUUUGCGUGAAACUGACUUGAGCAUAGUAGAAAGUGCUAAUUUUGCUAGUACCGAGAAAUUACACUUAGGCCUACUUGAAGUUGACUUAGGCUUAGUUGUGAGUUCUGAUGUUGCUGUUUCUGAACAAGAAGAGAUAUUGAAAACUAACUUAGACAUAGUAGAAACUGAUAUUGCUAGUACCGAGCAAUUAGGCUUAGGCCUAUUCUUAGUUGUGAAUCCUGAUGUUGCUGUUUCUGAACAAGAAGAGGUACCGAAAACUGACUUAGACACAGUAGAAAGUGCUGAUGUUACUGCUCCCGAGCAAGAAAACCCCGUCCUUACCGAAGUUAGUGAAAAUGGGCCUGUAGACUUUGAUGUUCAGAUUACUAAUAUUACUAAUAAUGUUACACCUAGUCGAAAACGAAAGAAACGCCAUCAAGUUGGUAAUGCUACGUGGAAGAUAAAUAAAUCGAAAGAAGCUAGGAAGACUGGAAAAGAGUACUUAGGUAAGAAAAAAAAUGAUGCAGGACAGUAUGAGUACAACACUAAGAGAGAUGCCAGGAAAAUUAAAGUCCGUUGUAAAUGUAAAAGAAAGGAAAACAGAUUGUUACAGUGUGCGUUAUUAACUGAAAUUGAAAGACAAGAGAACUUUAAUGAAUUUUGGCAACUAGAUUGGGAGGGUAAAAGAUUAUUUGUAAAUUUUUUAAUAAAAAAAACUGAAACUGCAAGAGCCAGAGGAAGGAAAGAAGAUACCAAAAGUAGAAGGAAAUACUCAUGUCAAUAUUACUUAAAAAAAGACGGGGGUAUUAUUAGAGUAUGUUAA
This is a messenger RNA of Psylliodes chrysocephalus, 1140 nucleotides long. NCBI's taxonomy places the organism in Eukaryota, Metazoa, Arthropoda, Insecta, Coleoptera, Chrysomelidae. The record is from the annotation of a GenBank genome assembly.